This is a messenger RNA of Solanum pennellii, 735 nucleotides long. RefSeq names its product glucose-6-phosphate isomerase 1, chloroplastic. Bases 1 to 465 code for a protein of 154 amino acids. NCBI's taxonomy places the organism in Eukaryota, Viridiplantae, Streptophyta, Magnoliopsida, Solanales, Solanaceae. The transcript is spliced from 5 exons. Gene Ontology annotation, biological process: glucose 6-phosphate metabolic process; gluconeogenesis; glycolytic process. Gene Ontology annotation, cellular component: cytosol. The record is from RefSeq and is a predicted model, not a curated record. Gene Ontology annotation, molecular function: glucose-6-phosphate isomerase activity; monosaccharide binding; carbohydrate derivative binding.
AUGAAAAGGUUGAUCCAUGUUUUGCAGGGAACAAGGUCAGCUCUGUAUUCGAACAAUCGGGAGUCCAUCACAGUCACUGUGCAGGAAGUGACACCUAGAUCUGUUGGAGCUCUAGUAGCACUCUAUGAGCGAGCUGUUGGGAUUUAUGCUUCACUUGUCAACAUUAACGCUUAUCAUCAACCUGGUGUGGAAGCUGGGAAAAAAGCUGCUGGAGAAGUUCUUGCGCUUCAAAAGCGUGUCCUUCAAGUACUUAAUGAGGCCAGCUGUAAACAGCCUGUUGAACCACUUACUCUGGAUGAAAUAGCUGAACGUUGUCAUUGUGAAGACGAUAUUGAAAUGAUCUAUAAGAUUAUUGCACACAUGGCUGCUAAUGACAGAGCACUUAUUGCCGAAGGUAAUUGUGGUACUCCUCACAGCAUAAAAGUUUAUCUGGGAGAGUGUAAUGUUGACGACUUGUAUGCCUAGAUCUUGCAUUGAAUAUUCUGAUGUUUCUACAUACAUCCGAAAAAUACAUAUGUGCUCAAGAUAGGGUCCGGCCUUAUGGUGGCUGAUUAUUGGGGAUUCCUAACUUAAAAUAUCCAAAAAAAAUUUCUUUUCAAAGCACCAUCAUGUUCACAUCUGUUAGCUGUAUCAGAGAGCAUAUUGCUUCCCCAUGAUCAAAUAAAUUUCAGAAAGCUGAGUUUGUUGACACUGCUGCUGUUUAUAAUAUGCUUUUCAUCACCCUCUUUUUUCUUA